AUGGCAGCCUCCACGAGUAGAGUGUUGAAUUUUAACAUCGGUGUUUUGGGACACGUUGACAGUGGUAAAACGUCACUUGCUAAGGCUUUGAGCACAGUUGCCUCGACAGCGGCAUUUGACAAAAACCCACAGAGCAAAGAGAGAGGAAUAACGCUUGAUCUUGGCUUCUCUUCUUUUUCUGUUGACCUUCCCGAACACCUGCCAGGCGAGAAGUAUGACCGCCUCCUUAUUACCCUCGUGGAUUGCCCGGGCCACGCCUCCCUCAUCAAGACCAUCAUUGGAGGAGCUCAAAUUAUUGAUCUUAUGAUGUUGGUGAUUGACGUUACCAAGGGAAUGCAGACACAGUCGGCUGAGUGCCUUAUUAUAGGAGAAAUCACCUGUUCUAAGAUGGUCAUAGUCCUCAACAAGACAGACCUGCUCCCUGCCCCAAAGAAAACUCUAAUGAUUGAAAAGAUGACAAAAAGGAUGCUGAAGACUCUGGAGAACACCAAAUUUGCAGAUUGCCCCAUCAUCGCGGUAGCAGCCAAGCCUGGUGGACCAGACAGCCCUGACACCGAGGCUCAGGGUGUGGAGACCCUGAUUGAGGAAUUGAAGCGGCAGGCUUACCUGCCCUGUCGGGACGCCACAGGUCCCAUGCUGUAUGCCGUUGAUCACUGCUUCUCAAUCCGGGGUCAGGGGACCGUGAUGACGGGCACCAUGCUUAGCGGCAGAGUUGCUGUCAAUGACACUGUCGAGAUCCCGGCCCUCAAGAUAACUCGCAAAGUCAAGUCCAUGCAGAUGUUCAGACAUCCGGUGCAGUCUGCAGCCCAGGGGGACCGUGUCGGGGUGUGUGUCACCCAGUUUGACCCAAAGCAGCUGGAGAGAGGCUUGGUGUGCACCCCUUCAACUCUGCCCACAGUUUUUGCUGGUAUCAUAGCCGUGAAAAAGAUCCCUUACUUCAAAGGUGCAUGUUCAACAAAGGCCAAGUUCCAUGUGACGAUGGGGCAUGAGACGGUAAUGGGACGGGUCUUCUUCUUUGGCUUAGCCCCGAAAGAUGGAGUCGAGGGGCCGUCGUCGGACCAAGAGUUCAGCUUUGAACAAGAGUAUAUCUUUCAAGAGGAACUGCUCAGCCCACUGUCCAAAUCAACCAAUCCAACAACAGAAGAUAAGGAGAAUCAUCAGCCUGCUGUGCCAUCAGCCAAUGAGCAGUGGGCUUUGGUAGAGUUCGAGAAACCAGUUGCAUGCCCAGCAAGGUGCCUUGUGAUUGGCUCAAAGUUGGACACAGAUAUUCAUUCCAAUAUAUGCCGCCUUGCAUUUCAUGGUCAACUUCUUCAUCAUAUAACAGAUAAGAACUAUGCAGAUACCAUUCUUCCACAGCUGAAAAUCUACAAGAACAAAUCGAGAGAGGGAGUCGUUGACAGGAUGAUGGAUGAGUACAGUAUCAUUGGCCGGUCCCUCUUCAAGAAGGAAACCAACUUGCAGAUAUUUGUUGGGCUCAAAGUUGAGCUCUCCACUGGGGAGGAGGGGGUCAUCGAAGGAGGAUUCGGUCAGAGUGGGAAGUUCAAGAUCAGGAUUCCUAAUGGUUUGAGGCCAGAAACUGUGCAACAACUCUCAGCGUCUGGCAAAAAGAAAGGAAAGAAGGCCAGCAAGGCAGAAGAUGCCGGGGAUGCGGCUACACCAGCUGAUGAUGGGAGCGAGGCUUCAUCCAGACUCCCGCCAAUCAAAAUCAGUCUACGAUUCAAACGCUACGUGUAUGACCCGAAGAAGAAAAUGAUCCAAGCGUGACAUUUGGCCGUAGCUUGGUCUUGAUUCAAGUCCACAAUUCAAUGUUUUUCACAUAUUCCUCAAGCCUUGGGGCCAUAAUGAUAUUGAGGCCAGCAGUCCAUAUUGAUGUGACCUGCCCCUGUCCAAAACUAGAUUUAAGAAAGUUGUAAGAGCUGUUCGAAAAAUUCCAAGGAAAUUCAUGCUUACAAGUGUAUUUUCUGUUUCUACUUUUGAUAUAGUGGUUACCGAUUUUUAAAAAAAUUUUCCCUAUAAAAUUCAAAAUUCUGAAAGGGGUUGAGUCCUGCCUGAGCAACUGCUGUUGAAAACAGGUUUAAAUGUCCACGAGUGUACUGUUUUUAGCAAUUUGUGAUCAUCAGUGAUUAAGGAGAGCCAGCAGGAGUGACAAGUUUUAUCAGACUGGGCUAGGACUCGAACCCACAACCAGUGCAGAAGUGCGUCAGUGUCAACAAAUGGAUACAACGGAUUGACAAUGGAGUGUCAUUCCCUCAUGGACACGUGUCAGUUUCAUCUUUUUUCUUUAUAAUAAUGGCCCCGAGUACUAUCUUUUUUUUCUUUGUAAUAAUGACCCCAAGAGUACUAAAGUGGUACUUAACAUUUUUCGGAGCCCAACAGUGAAUCGCUGGGGGGUUUAAAUAAGUCUUUGUGUUAAGGCUUGCAUUCCCCGGGCUGCUGUGAAAUGAACAUCCAAGGACACAACCGACUACUGAGUAAAUGCAUCUCUAAUCUGUGCUGAGCUGCUUUAUUGGAACUCUGCGGGGAAUGUAAAUGAAAAAAACAUAUGGCUUGGUCAUCCUUGGUGAAGUACGUCGGUGAUGUGGGAUAGACGUGUUUCAGUUCUAGAGAUUGUCAGCAGUUUCUCAGAAGUGGAGAUUAUAAUGUCACUAACACAUCACUCUAAUAAAGCAGUUGUGUUCAUUUUAUGCCUCUGCGACUUUUUCAAAUAAUUUUCUUCCGAGCAUCUGCCGACUGUUAUUGUCAAUCAUUUCCCAUUGUUUUUAAUUAUUAAAAUUCUAAAAUGCAAAUGGUAUCUUUUGAACGUUUGCUAUUUGUUUUGAUUGCUUACCAGGUCAGUCAACUCAAGUUACUUGUUUUGAAAAUAUUUCAUUUGAAAGUACGUGGAAAAAUCAGGAUGUCGUUUGUGCAAAAUCAG
This is a messenger RNA of Acanthaster planci (crown-of-thorns starfish), 2914 nucleotides long. It is a transcript of the gene eefsec, whose product is annotated as eukaryotic elongation factor, selenocysteine-tRNA specific. The record is from RefSeq and is a predicted model, not a curated record. NCBI's taxonomy places the organism in Eukaryota, Metazoa, Echinodermata, Asteroidea, Valvatida, Acanthasteridae. Gene Ontology annotation, biological process: selenocysteine incorporation. Gene Ontology annotation, molecular function: GTPase activity; translation elongation factor activity; GTP binding.